UCGCUGCGGCCCGACCCCAACUUCGACGCGCUCAUCUCCAAGAUCUACCCGAGCCGCGACGAGUACGAGGCCCACCAGGACCGCGUGCUGGCCAAGCUCAGCCGGCUGCACAACCAGCAGGCGCUCAGCAGCAGCAUCGAGGAGGGCCUCAAGAUGCAGGCCAUGCACAGGGCGCAGCGGGUGCGCAAGCUGCACGCCGAGUCGGACAACGCGACGUUCAGCGGCGCCGAGGACAACUGCGACAGCCGCUCGUACGUGAAGACCACGGCCAACGCCACCGUGGACCACCUCUCCAAGUACCUGGCGCUGCGCAUCGCGCUGGAGGAGGCGCCGGCGCCGGGCCCCGACGCCGCGGGGCUGGAGGACGUCAGCGAGAAGCAGUACACCAUCUACAUCACCACGGCCGCCGGCGCCUUCACGACCCUCAACGGCUCCCUCACGCUGGAGCUCGUCAACGAGAAGUACUGGAAGGUGAGCAAGCCGCUGGAGCUCUACUACGCGCCCACCAAGGAGCAGAAGUAG
Messenger RNA from Nothoprocta perdicaria, 522 nucleotides. RefSeq names its product ring finger protein 1 (gene RING1). The transcript is spliced from 4 exons. Gene Ontology annotation, cellular component: PcG protein complex; ubiquitin ligase complex. The annotation marks the transcript as partial. Gene Ontology annotation, biological process: negative regulation of DNA-templated transcription. The record is from RefSeq and is a predicted model, not a curated record. Gene Ontology annotation, molecular function: chromatin binding; ubiquitin protein ligase activity. Lineage: Eukaryota; Metazoa; Chordata; Aves; Tinamiformes; Tinamidae.